AUGGCCCGUUCGUCGUGGCUCUCUCCGAUUGCUAUUCAGUACUAUAGCGCCUUCUGCGGCAUUAUUUGCUCUAUCAUGUUCAUGCUGGCGUUUGUCGCAGCGGACUUCAUUUCUCCUAUCAAGCCAUGGUGGGAUGCCGAGCAAACGGCGCAUCACUAUCAGGCACACACAACCCGAGUGCGUGCCGGUGCUGCGAUUCUCGUCGUUUCCGGCAUGUUCUACCUGCCCUUCUCAGCCGUCAUCUCAAACCAGAUGCGCCGCAUCCCGAACCUGCACUACAUGGUGCAUCAGCUGCAACUAGCAUCCGCGGCUGCGGGUGUCUGGACCUUCAUCUUGCCGGGAAUUAUUCUGGCCGCGACGUCCUAUCGUCCUUACCGCCCUGUCGAGAUCACUCAAUCGAUGAACGACUUUUUCUGGAUCUGUGCGUUUAUGCCGUGGCCAACCUUCAUCGCGCAGAACUUUGCCUUCUCCUAUGCCAUUAUCGUUGACCCGCGCAAGAGGCCUUUAUUCCCUAAGGAGCUCGCCAUUGUUAAUAUCGUUGUGCCUAUCCUAUUUACCCCAGCGAUCGGCAUCCACUGCACCUACACCGGUUCCGUGGCCUACAAUGGCGCCAUGACCUUCUGGGUUCCCGGAGUUACCUUUUGUCUGCAGCUCGUCAUCGACGCGUGGUACUUGUUUCUGUCAAUUCGCGAUGAGUCAAGGACCGCCCAGGAGGAUGCUGAGUCUCCAGCAAAACUUUCAAAGGACUUGGAAAGUGGUAACUCCAACAACGAGCCGGUGGCUGCCCCUGCCCCUGCCGACACUGCAUGA
This is a messenger RNA of Mytilinidion resinicola, 810 nucleotides long. RefSeq lists its product as uncharacterized. Bases 1 to 810 code for a protein of 269 amino acids. NCBI's taxonomy places the organism in Eukaryota, Fungi, Ascomycota, Dothideomycetes, Mytilinidiales, Mytilinidiaceae. The transcript has a single exon. The record is from RefSeq and is a predicted model, not a curated record.